Spodoptera frugiperda (fall armyworm) is the source of this 4352-nucleotide messenger RNA. RefSeq names its product toll-interacting protein. Gene Ontology annotation, cellular component: cytoplasm. Gene Ontology annotation, molecular function: ubiquitin binding; ubiquitin conjugating enzyme binding. The record is from RefSeq and is a predicted model, not a curated record. Lineage: Eukaryota; Metazoa; Arthropoda; Insecta; Lepidoptera; Noctuidae. Gene Ontology annotation, biological process: ubiquitin-dependent protein catabolic process. The coding region runs from base 127 to 951 and encodes 274 amino acids. The transcript is spliced from 8 exons.
CAAAUGUCAAAAAUAUUGUGACGUCCCGUCGAUCUAUCGCGUAUUUGUUUGCAAUUUGCGAACUCAUAUUUUUAUUACAUUGAUUUUAGAGAAAACGGUAUCAAAAUAAAUUUAAUUAAUAGAAUCAUGACAUCUACUAUGCCAACAGACAGGAACGAAGAGCGGAGACGAAGGGUGCUCUUAGGCCCUUUGCCAGCUGGCUUCCUCCGUGCUGACGGAGCGACAGACACUGUUGAUGCAGACUAUCAAGCUGCAUUGGCUCUGCAGCAACAAUUGAGUGGCGCCACAGUCCCACCUGCAGGCCCACCUCUGACGGCAAGGCUUAGCAUAACAAUAGCACAGGCUAAACUUUCGAAAAAUUAUGGGUUGACCCGUAUGGACCCGUACGUGCGUCUGCGCGUGGGCCACUGUAUAUACGAGACCCACACUGACCCCAGCGGCGGCAGAACCCCUCGGUGGAACAAGGUCAUUCAUUGCCUGUUGCCUCCUGGUGUGAACUCCAUCUAUUUGGAGAUCUUCGACGAAUGCUCCUUCACGAUGGACGAGCUGAUUGCCUGGGCACACAUCACUAUACCACCAGCGGUGCUGCAGGGCGAGACAUUUGACAACUGGUUCUCUCUGAAUGGCAAGCAAGGAGAUGGAAAGGAAGGAGUCAUCAACCUAGUCCUCAGCUAUUCGGUUGGUCCGGCGGCCGUGGCGACGUUCCCGCCGAUGCUGGUGGUGCCGAGCACGGGCAUGGGGUACGCGGCCAUGCCGAUGUACCCGGCCCCGCAGCCCCAGCCCCACAUGCCCCCACAACAACCCCAGCCACCACCCAUCACUGCUGAGCAACUGCAACAGAUCGAAGAAAUGUUCCCGAGUAUUGACAAGGAAGUCAUCAAGUCUGUGCUUGAAGCCAAUGGCGGCAAUAAGGACGCUACGAUCAACUCGCUGCUGCAAAUGUCGGAAUAAUAGUUAUUAUACAAACAUUAAUAUUGAAUAUACCCAUGUAAUCAUGACAUGUAAGUGAUAUAUACAAACUAUAUUUACAUUUAUUUUAAUACGUCAUCGACAACUGUACGUCUAACUUUAAACUUUUAAUCCCCACGCUUAGUAGAUAAGCUUGGGGAUUAUCGUCACCGAAAUUUUAAGACAUAUACUUAAUUAACUAGAAUACAUGACGGUACUCACAAACUGCUCAUGAUUAGUCAUGAUUAUGAGCCCCGAUAACAGCUUGAAACUAGUCGAGCUCGAGCGGCUUCGGAAAUCGUGUAUUCUAAUUAAUUAAAAGUUAUCAUUAUUAUCCCCACGCUUGGUAAGUAAGAUUGGGGAUUGUUGUCGCCGAAAUUUAAAAAAAAACUGCUCUUUUCCGACAUUGAUAAAUUCGUUAUCUCAUUGGAGUUGAAAUAGAAGGCUCAGUGUCAUAAUUACAUCGAAAUUAAUUAAUUUCACUAAAUUUGCACCUGCACAGUAAAUAUUAUAAUAUGUCGUGUAAGAAUAUUUUAAAGGCUCAAUUGUCAAGAACACCUAUAUGAAAAAAAAAAAUCAUUAAAGUUGGGUCCUUUAAAAAACAAAAAAAACAGCAUUGUCCCCAAAUACUAUCUUCGUGAAUUUAAAUUUACAUUAAAUCAACAUCCUGUAUGCCAGUUACUAUUAGCACUCGCUGUAUUCUAAAAGGGUCAUAACAGAUUUCAUUUUCAAACUAAAUUGAAGCUUAUAUCAACAUUAGAAAAGGUAUACAAUCAAAUAUCAAAUAUUGUAACGAUGUUCAGUAUCGACUCGUUCAGACUAAUUUCAACUUUAAAUCGAGCUGAUUAAGGUUCAUAUUUGUUUCUUAAUGAAAACUGUGCUCUUGAAGUAUGCAUAUUCCCCAAGAUUAAUAUACUGAUUAUUUAUUUAUAGUAAAUAAAAAAAUGGAAAUGCGAUCCAAUAUUAUUCGUACUGACGUUUUUAAAUCGUGUAUUUGUACAUCAAGGCACAUGCUUAUUGGGCCUCAAAAAUAUUAUAUACCUAAUUAUUAUAAAUCGGGACAUUUUAACAAAUACCAAUUACACUUAUGACAACCGAUUUUGACUUUUGUUCCGUAAAAGAUAAGACGCAUUUUUGCUUCUACAAGAUUGAAGGAUAAAUUACAAAUGCAAAUUACAUUGUUGCUGUUUAUGUCUAUCUUAUGUCAACGCGAUAAAGCUCAAAAUCGGUUAUAUUAGCUGUACUUGAAAUUUGUUAAAAUAUCAAAGGAUGAACUAGUAUUUUAAAAAUCUCUCGGCCUUACUUUUGUAGUGGUAAGUGCUUAAAAUAUUUGUAUAUAAACAAACAUUAUGUAUGUAAUACUAUAUUAAUAUAUUUUCAUUUACGUAUAAUUAUUUGGUCACUUCUAUUGUUUAUGUAAAUGUAAUAUUUGUUUUUAUGUAAUAACUAUAGUGAGAUAUACUUAAUUAUCUAGAAUACGCGACUUUGCUCCCAAAUUACUCAUGAUUAAGAGCCCCGAUUACAACUUGAGACUAGUCGAGCUCGAGCGGUCACGUAAGUCGCGUAUUCUAAUUAAUUAAUAGUUAUCUUACUUUUUCAGUUUUAUUUUGCUCAAAAUUGCCAAUUUUAGUUGAAAAUUCGUUUAUUUUUUAUUAAGUUACUGAGAAUAUAAUUCCAAUAUUUAAGUGUUUAGUUAUUAGAUGAAGUACUAUUGUGAUUUUAAUGUUUUAUUGUUAUAUUUUAAUAUAAGUAAAUAAAUACUAGACACAGGUCAUUAGAUGAAAUUGUGAACACAUAAAAUUGUAAUGUAGUCUGCAUUUUAUUCGGGUAAUACUUGAUUUGUCACUUAGUCCUCACUCGCAUAUGUUUUAGCAAAAAAUAUAGGGCGACUGGUAAAUUAGUGAACGAUAUUUAAACACGUGAUUGUACUCAUGAUUACAAACAACUUUCCCAAAGAAACUAUUUUUCCCAAAAAAAAAUACUAUGGGAAUGUUGUUCGCAAUCAUGAGCACACUCACGUGUUUAAAUAUCGGUCACUAAUUUACCAGUCACCUUGUAUACUCAAAUCUCACAAUCACUAGUUUAUGUUCAAACUGUAGUUCAAUGUACGUAACAACACAGUAGGACCUCCCCAACUCAUAUAAACCUUUAAAGGAUGUUAAAAAAAUCGCGUUGUUGAGUUUACUUAAGCUGGGGUCCCGGUGAUAAAAAUUGGUUGCUAAGUCAGAAAUAUAUUUUCAACUUUGUUACAUACAGAUAAAAGGUUGAAAAUCUAUUAAAUAUAGCCAUGUCUUAGUAACCAAUUUCAAUUGUAAUAAUUAACGCGAACUUUCUGUGUAGAAAAGAGGACCUUAACGAGAUUUUUUAAUGUGAACGCUAUCGAAAUGUUGUAGCAUUUAGCCCUCUGGUUGGUUCGUUAACUUAGAGCUGGCCAAUCAGAAUGCCGAACGUCAUAAACAUGUCAAUCGCGUUAACAUAAAAAAAAAUCGCUCUAAUCAUUCAGUACCUUUAGUACGUGUUUCCUUUACGUUUAACGAGAUCGAAUCGAGAGCGUGUUCGUUGCUCUAAUUGGUUGGUUCAUUCAAGCCGGCCAAUCAGAGCACCGAUCACGCUCUUGUUUCAUUUUCGUUCAACGUACACAGAAAGGGUUUAUGAGUUGUGGAGGUUUCCGAUUUAAAGAAAUAUCUCACUGUAACACAAAUAUUGACAUACUGUACUUGCAGCCUGUUCAAUUAGAUAAUUAAGUAAUAUUCAAGUAAUUGCGUAUCGAGUAUUCAAUCGAGAUCGAUAGAAGGUGUGGUUUUUGUUCAACAAUAAUACAAAAUGAAUAAUAGAAAUGAAAAUUUUAAAUCUAUUUAGUCCGUCAGUUAGGUAAUGAAAAAAUAUUAGACACGUAUUCUUUUAUUUUGUCAUAUAAGAAAACAAUACUUAGAUAAAACGAAUCAGAGUUUAGAAGUGGGAGCUAACUACGUCAUUUCUAAGUAUAAAACGUACAUAGAAGUGAUGACACGCGAUAUUUCAAAUCAAUACGUCUGCGAAAGUAUUUGUUUCCGUAAGAAAAUAAAAAAUACGUAUAUAUUUUUAUUAUAUUUUAAAAGAAUCUACCAAUGCCUACAUGCGAUGCGUACUGAUGACGUCAUACGGAAUACGUGGGAUGCGUACGAUGCGGGCCUGUGAACGCUUACCUUUUACACACCUUCGUUUAUAGAACAUCUGUUGAUCUCGAUGAUAUUAAAUAAAUAUAAGAGGAAUACGAGUAGCCAAGGCCUCUCACGCGAAAGCUUGUAAAAUUUUGUGCCAAAUUAUUUGCCAUCGUCGCAAAAUUGCUUGAAUAUAAAUAUAUCGUUGUUGUAUUUAUUUGUAAUUUUACAAUGUAUAAAAUGUAAUAAAUUAUUAACUACUUA